This is a messenger RNA of Colletotrichum destructivum, 1664 nucleotides long. Its product is annotated as Putative hem peroxidase. Gene Ontology annotation, biological process: cellular response to oxidative stress; response to reactive oxygen species; hydrogen peroxide catabolic process. NCBI's taxonomy places the organism in Eukaryota, Fungi, Ascomycota, Sordariomycetes, Glomerellales, Glomerellaceae. The coding region runs from base 270 to 1355 and encodes 361 amino acids. The record is from RefSeq and is a predicted model, not a curated record. Gene Ontology annotation, molecular function: heme binding; peroxidase activity. The transcript has 4 exons.
AAGCCUCGAAAGGCCCUCCCUCGGUCCCUUUACUCCCCCCUCCCAGAGCAUCAGCCAGAGGAAAACUGACUCUAGUGUAUGGAGGGUACAUUGGUAUUUCUCAAACGCCGCCGGGGCAACGACCACUUGAGAUUUAAUUUCUCGGCUGUCCUCCCUUCUUUUCCCCUUGCCUCAUUCGAGUGUUUCUCUUCUUCUUUCAUCAUCGCAAUUGUCUUGUCGAUCUGCCUUGAUACCCUAUAACCAACAUAUUACACAAGUUCCCCAGCAAGAUGGCCUCUUCCACGAGACAGUUCGCCCGCGCGGCGCUGAGAUCCUCUACCCGCACCUCCUUCGCCGUCGCCCCCCGCCUGGCCUUCCGCCAGCAGGGCCGUCGCUUCUACUCCUCUGAGCCUGCCAAGUCCGGCAGCUCGACUUGGCUCUGGCUCUCCGGCCUGGCCGUUGCUGGCGCCGGCGGUGCCUACCUCUACACCAAGGAGGGCGGUGUUUCCGCCGGCUCGACUCCCAAGGUCGUCAACCCCACAAAGGCCGACUACGAGAAGGUGUACAAGGUCAUUGCCGAUCGCCUUGAGGAGAACGACCAGUAUGACGACGGCAGCUACGGCCCCGUCCUUGUCCGUCUCGCAUGGCACGCCAGCGGUACCUUUGACAAGGAGACCGGCACUGGUGGCAGCAACGGCGCCACCAUGCGUUUCGCUCCCGAGUCUGACCACGGUGCCAACGCCGGUCUGAAGGCUGCCCGUGACUUCCUUGAGCCCGUUAAGCAGCAAUUCCCCUGGAUCACCUACUCUGACCUCUGGAUCCUCGGCGGCGUCGCCGCCAUCCAGGAGAUGCAGGGUCCCAUUAUUCCCUACCGCCCCGGCCGCAAAGACGGCGAGGCUGCCGCCUGCACCCCCGACGGCCGUCUCCCCGACGCCACGAAGCGCGAGAAGCACCUCCGCGAUAUCUUCUACCGCAUGGGCUUCAACGACCAGGAAAUCGUCGCCCUGUCCGGCGCCCACGCUCUUGGCCGUUGCCACACUGACCGCUCCGGUUUCGACGGCCCCUGGACCUUCUCCCCUACCGUCCUGACCAACGACUACUACAAGCUUCUCCUCAACGAGAAGUGGCAGUGGAAGAAGUGGGAUGGUCCCGCUCAGUACGAGGACAAGAGCACCAAGUCCCUGAUGAUGCUCCCCGCCGACUACGCCCUGAUCCAGGACAAGACCUUCAAGAAGUAUGUCGAGCAGUACGCCAAGGACAACGAGGCCUUCUUCAAGGACUUCUCCAACGUCAUCGUCAAGCUGUUUGAGCUCGGCGUGCCCUUCUCCCAGGGCGCCGAGGAGCGCUGGACCUUCAAGCCCACUUGGCAGGACUAAGCAGUCACUCUUGAGCAGUGGCCGCGACAAAGGUGUGUUUCCGCGGGGGACAGAUGAGAGAGAUGGGUGAAGAAGAAAACUCUGGGGAGGUUCUAGACAUAGACGAGAGAUAUCCGCGCACAAUCGGCGUACCGAAAGAGAUAGAGAUGGAGUCAUCGGCGAGGGAGGCGGCGACCUGCCCUCAAGCCUUGGUUUUGAGCGUCCCGAACCAUCGACCUGUAGUCCAUUCUUGGGCUCGUUUCCGUAGUUUGUUGUUUUUACGUUCCAUAGUUCCUGUACAACACCAACACGAACAUUUAAGAGCAUACU